AUCAACCGCAAUCAAACGAGUUCUCACCCAAUUCCACACACUAAACUCAUCAACAACCACAGAAAACCAUCAAAAUGGCGUCCCUCCACUACCUCCCUCCCGUCAAGCCCUCUGCCAUUGCUCUCGGCACGGCCUUCAACCACGCUGUCUCACUCGCCGUCCUCGGUCCCGUCUUUGGUGACGCAUACCGCCGCGCGGAGCAGGCAAACUCCAAGGAGGAGUACUUCCACUCCAAGGAGGCCGCCACCGCUGCCGCAACAUGGGGUAGCUCCAUCGUCGGCUCAGGUAUCCAGGCCUACGGUGUCGGAGCUCUGAUCAACGCUACUGGAACUCUCACCUACAAGGGCGCUGCCUACCUCGGAUCUCUCAUCUUCUUCGCCUCUGCCGCUCCCUCAAUCGUCUCCCAGGUCCUUACCGAGAAGCGCCCCAUGGACACUAUCGCCGUCGGUGCUCUUGCCCGUGCGCUCGAGACUGUCGGCCUCAGCAUGUUCCUCACCUACUGGGGAACCCGCACCAACCCCUUCGACUAAGCGUCGCGCUUCACAAGGGCAAGGGAGUUUUAGCAUUCUCAUCUUGGUGGUUUAGAUUGAAUGCCUCGGUCACAGAUACCAUUAGCUAAGAAAAGCCGCACAGAGCAGGCUUCUAUUAUGAUGUAAUACCAACAACUCAAUGAACAAAGUAAUUUCAA
Pyrenophora tritici-repentis Pt-1C-BFP is the source of this 688-nucleotide messenger RNA. RefSeq names its product DUF1761 multi-domain protein. The record is from RefSeq and is a predicted model, not a curated record. NCBI's taxonomy places the organism in Eukaryota, Fungi, Ascomycota, Dothideomycetes, Pleosporales, Pleosporaceae.